This is a messenger RNA of Pyricularia pennisetigena, 495 nucleotides long. RefSeq lists its product as uncharacterized. The transcript has 2 exons. The record is from RefSeq and is a predicted model, not a curated record. Gene Ontology annotation, biological process: cellular response to biotic stimulus. Lineage: Eukaryota; Fungi; Ascomycota; Sordariomycetes; Magnaporthales; Pyriculariaceae. Bases 1 to 495 code for a protein of 164 amino acids.
AUGGCCGGCGUGGCGGAAUCACAGAGCCGGAUCCACUGCAUGGACUACCGCAGCAUCUCGAUGGCCAAGUACGACAAAAUCACCUGCUUGGAGAUGGCUGAACACUUGGGCAUCUUUGAAAUCACCAACUUUCUCCGACAGUGCCGAGAAAUGCUUAAAGACGACGGUGUCAUGCACCUCCAGAUUGCCGGCAUCCAGCAGUCGUGCCAGUGUCGCACAAGUAUACGAUUACAGUCCUACAUGUACUCGGACCGGGUGAUCCUGUUUUUCUACCCGCUCGAGGAACACAAUGGCUUGUCGGCCUGCCUAGCUCAGCAGUCGGCGCCCACGAGCUCUUUGUCGAGCUUCGAGAGACGAACCACACCAUCCCUGGACCCAAGCUCGCGCAUGACAGUCUCCAUGUGCACAUCGUCUCUACGAAAACGUAUACGGGAGAUUGGAAAUCUAACUCCGAUCAUGUUUGAAGAGACCGCGCUCAGCUUCGACAAGCUUUAA